UGGCGUCUGCUCAGUCCGUACAAAGAGGACAAGUUCCAGUGGAAUAUCAUUUCUGUUGACUAUUCUAUUCACUGCAUAACAAUAUUCUUUCUGAAAAAGAUCGAGAACGAAAAGGUUUAUGGCAAUGCUGCGAUUCAAUGCUUCUUUUAUUUCAACUUUUUGGGAGGAUAUUGUCAAACCUCAAGAUUUAAAAUGAUGAAUAAAUGUAUAUCACAGAAAAUGCACACAAAACAAAUUACAACGGAUAUUUGUAUUGCGUAAAAUACAGGAUAAGGGAAGAAAUACAAAGUGCAAUUAUCUAUAAUGGCGACUGCCCAGUCCCUAAAAACAGGACAAGCUCCAGUUGAAUGUCAUUUUUGUAAGGGAGGAACUAAAAUUCGAUGGAAAUGUUUAAAUUGUGACGUGUCAAUGUGUAAUCGGUGUAAGGACAACGUUCAUUCAAAGUUAAAAAUUGAUAGUCAGCACGUUGUGGUUGAUAUUAAAGAGUUAGGAAAACAUGGAAAAAUUGAAGAUGCAUUCCCCUUUAGUGAAGUUAAAUGUAACGAACAUAAAGGGCAGGUGUGUUGUCUAUUUUGUAAAACAUGCAGACUAUUAAUCUGUCCAAAAUGCAUGGUCAAAGUUCACAACGGUCAUCAGUUGAUUGAAGACGAAGAAUACAAUAAAAAAAGAGAAAAUCUAAAGGCUGAGCAGAUGAGAAUAGAGGAGAUUUUAUAUAAUUUGGUCAUUGAUAAAGAAAAAUUGACGAAGAUGAAGGAAGCUGAAAAUGAUAAAUAUGCGAUAAUGAAAAAAGAAAUUCUUGCCCAGAAGAAUCGGCUUUUGGAAGAAUUAAGUCAUAGAUGGAAAUCGAUAAGUAAUGCCAUUGAACAAAAAGAGUUUCAAGUUGAAGAAGAAAUGAAACAAAUUCAAAUGAGAAAUGGCAACGUUAAAAAUUUGAUUACUACUAAAGAUUUUGGGUAUUUCUUUGAACAAGUUGAUAAAAUUCAAACAUCAGGGGAAAAAGCAAUGCCACCUACAGGUAGCUUUAACGUAAGCAGCAUGCCAACGUAUAUUCCAGGAAAAAUCGUAAAGUUAUAUGCAGAACAACCAGGCAACAUUGAAUUCAAAAUAUCAAACGAGUGCACUACAGAUCUAAAACAUAUUCAUUACAUUGCUGUUUGUUCUGACGGUACCAUAUGGAUUGCCGAUAAUGUAUCAGCAAAAUUACAGCAUGUCAAACUUGAGGGUAAAUCUGAAGUUAUUUCAAAUUUAAACAUAGAAAUAUUCGGACUAGCUGCCACUGUCUCAAACGAUGCCCUUAUUGCAACUAUAGGGAAAAAACUAAAAAUAGUAAGUUCCAAGACAGGACAGAUAACAGAUUCCAUUUAUGCGGAAAGCUCAUUGUUUCCAAGUUCCAUCCAUAUUACCAAAGACGGAAAAAUUAUCUAAGGG
Molecule: messenger RNA, 1428 nt
Organism: Mytilus californianus (California mussel)
Lineage: Eukaryota; Metazoa; Mollusca; Bivalvia; Mytilida; Mytilidae
Product: E3 ubiquitin-protein ligase Trim36-like
Exons: 1
Coding region: 304-1425 (373 amino acids)
Molecular function (GO): zinc ion binding
Source: RefSeq, a predicted model, not a curated record